AUGACCCAAUUCAGCUUUCUGCUGUUUCUCAUUGUGGCCAGCAGAGGAUGCAGUGCUGAUGGCAUGAGCUCCCAGACAGGGAGGCUCGGGCUGGUUCUCUCCACAGAUGGCCUGUAUUUCCUCCGGGCCAAGGAUGGUGCCGUCUACCAGACCUUCUGUGACAUGACCUCUGCGGGUGGUGGCUGGACCCUGGUGGCCAGUGUGCACGAGAACAACAUGGCUGGGAAGUGCACGGUGGGCGAUCGGUGGUCCAGCCAGAACCCUGGCUACUACGACAUCCAGGCUGCGGACCUGGGCAUCUGGCAUGUGCCCAACAAGAGCCCCAUGCAGAAUUGGCGGAACAGCUCUCUGCUGAGGUACCGCACCAUAACUGGCUUCUUCCAGCAUCUGGAAGAUAAUCUGUUUGGCCUCUACCAGAAAUACCCAGUGAAAUAUGGAAUAGGAAAGUGUUGGACUGACAAUGGUCCUGCGAUACCUGUGGUCUACGAUUUUGGCGAUGCUCAGAAAACUGCAGCGUAUUACUCACCCUAUGGCCAGCAGGAAUUCACUGCAGGAUUUAUCCAGUUCAGAGUAUUUAAUAAUGAGGGAGCAGCCAAUGCCUUGUGUGCCGGAAUGAGGGUCACCGGAUGUAACACUGAAUUUCACUGCAUCGGUGGAGGAGGGUACUUCCCAGAGAGUGAUCCCUAUCAGUGUGGAGACUUCUCUGCUUUCGACUGGAAUGGAUAUGGAUCUCAUGCUUCUUACAGCAGCAGCAGGGAGAUAACAGAGGCAGCUGUGCUUCUCUUCUAUCGUUGAGAACUUCAGACGACGGGACCCAGAGCUCUUCUCUUAAUCAUGCAGUCCUAAGGAUGGAG
Messenger RNA from Ictidomys tridecemlineatus (thirteen-lined ground squirrel), 854 nucleotides. NCBI's taxonomy places the organism in Eukaryota, Metazoa, Chordata, Mammalia, Rodentia, Sciuridae. The record is from RefSeq and is a predicted model, not a curated record.